UCCUGCAUCAACCACCUCAGCAAUCUCGGACAGAGACAAGUCAUCAAUCUUCCGGAUAAUUACGCGGGCACAAAACUGUCAUCAUCAGCACCCUGUGAUAUUACGAAAAUGUCGACGAUAAUUUUUAAUGGAACUCAAGGACGGGCUAUGAGCUAUUAGAGAUAAUUUAUUUCGGGAUCAAAAUUUUUCAUGGUGGAGUCACCCGUAAAUUUCCAUCAUCAUCGAGGUAAAAUCUACUAAAUUAUCUCGCAGCGCGAGCAUAUAUAAUCUUCAAAUUAUUCUACUCUCGAUGUAAGACUGAAAUCCGCGCGACGUAGAUUCGCGACGUUCAUAAAACACAGUAGUGUCUGUUUAAUCGCUGUCGGAGAGGAUCAUCCGGUCAUUGUCCGCAAUUUGCGCAACUGCGUAUUGCAGGAUUUAUCGAGUGUGAUUCGUCUGGAUUUUAUCGAAGAUCUUACCCGAAUCGUUUUAAUAAUAUUUACCGAUAAGUAGUUAUCUCGUUGUAUUAUAAAUGUAGCCUUUAGAAAAAAAAGGCAGAAGAGUACGAGACCUUGGGCAGAAACACUUACAUUUCCCGUUCGAUCGGAACUCACGUGAACGCUUCGUGCUCUAUGAAAAGAGGCAAAACAGAAGAAGACAGAGAGAAAAUAAAGGCCUUUGGAGAGACGGGAAUAAUACAUUUUAAACAUUGAUUUACACGAGAAGAUUGAUAUUUUUAUUUUUUAACAAAGUGACAAUGUGAAUUGGAAGGAUUCGAUAUAUUUUAACGUCGUCACACAAAAAGAAAUAAACGUCCUUUCUAAAUCAUCAAAUCUGCAUUCAUAUCCACGUCUGAGUAUUAUACAACAGAAUCGCCAUGGGUCGAACAGAGAAAGAGCAAUCGGGCAAUCCCAUGACGGAAUUCAGCAGCAGCACAAAAAUAGCUCCAACCAUUAUUGGCGAAUAUAAAGAAAAAGAUGAACUGUACGAUCCAUUCGAACAUCGUGAUAAAACACAUGCGACUUCGGAUCUGGGAUCUGUGAUGCAUCUCUUGAAAUCCUCCCUAGGGACGGGUAUCUUGGCCAUGCCGCUCGCAAUGAAAAACGGCGGGCUGGUGAUCGGCGGGAUUGGCACGCUCAUAAUCGGCUUCAUCUGCGCGCACUGUGUGCACAUACUGGUGCGUUCGUCCCACGUGCUUUGCCGGCGCACCAAGACGCCGCAGAUGACCUAUGCUGAGACGGCAUAUGCGGCCUUCCUCUCCGGACCGAAGCGAAUAAGGCCUUGGGCCAACUUCAGCAGGAUAUUCGUGAACGCGGCGCUUUGCGCGACAUAUGUGGGCGGCGCGUGCGUUUACAUCGUAUUCAUUGCUAACUCCCUUAAGCAGGUCAUGGAUUUCCGCACCGGAAAGCCUAUAGACCUGCGCUUGUACAUCCUCUCGCUGAUUCCGGCAUUGGUGCUGCUUGGUCAGGUGCGCAACCUAAAGUACUUGGUACCAUUUUCAAUGCUGGCCAAUAUUUUCAUGAUAAGCGGUUUCUCGAUUACGCUGUACUAUAUCUUCACCAAUAUCCAACCGUUCAAGGAUGAAAUGUUGUUUUCCUCGGUGGAGCAAUUGCCCCGUUUCUUCGCGACUGUGAUAUUCGCCAUCGAAGGUAUCGGCGUUGUGAUGCCCGUGGCGAACAGUAUGAGAAAUCCACAUCACUUCCUGGGAUGUCCUAGCGUACUUAACGUUUCGAUGACAAUAGUAGUGUCUCUAUAUGCCGUGAUGGGAAUAUCCGGUUACCUCGCAUAUGGCAAAAGUGCGAAGGGAAGCAUCACAUUGAAUCUACCAACGGAAGAGGAUUUGGCCCAAGCGGUAAAACUUCUCAUCGCCGCGGCCGUUCUCUUUACUUACGGUUUGCAGUAUUUCGUGCCACUUGAGAUCAUAUGGAAUUCCAUGAAACACCGAUUUAGUCAUAAGUACGCGGCCAUUGGCGAGACAGUAAUGAGGAUAUGUAUGGUUAUGCUAACAGUGAUUGUAGCGCUGGCAGUGCCCGAAUUAGAUCCGUUCAUUUCUCUAGUCGGUGCAGUAUUCUUUUCUACCCUCGGCAUUACUAUCCCAGCCAUCGUUGAGACGGUUUCAUGCUGGGAAAGCCAUUUGGGUGCGUUCAAAUGGCGGCUAUGGAAAAAUUCGAUAUUACUCGUAUUCUCGUUAUUAGCGCUAAUAUUUGGCUCGUGGAUGUCAAUAGUAGAUAUAAUUAACGCUUAUGAUAAAGAAACUGUUUAGCGUGAUACUUCUAUACAUUCUCGUUACUUGCGUUUGUAUUUGACACGUGGAUCUCAAUGUUAGAUAUAACUAUUUUAAUCAAUAAUAAAUUUUAUUAAGUGUUUUAUUCAUGUUUCUUUUCGAUUUACAACACAUCUCUUGUCGGCGGUUUAUAUUGAAGAUAGAUUGAGUGAAAAUUUUAGCGUGAGAACGGCGAAAAAGAAUUCAUGAUAGCCUUUGUCCUAAAUAACUUCGAUAUUUCGAUACUUCAAACAUAAUUAUUACAAAUUAUACAAUUUUAUUUUACAUCGAACUUUUCAAUUCAAAGAUUUUAUUUUAUCGAUUCACGCUAAUGGAAAGUAAUUGCUAUGAGUAGCAAACAAAUAUGUUCGAUACUUUGUUGGAUGUUAAUACUAUGCUCUCUUAUAACUUGUCAACAACAUUCCUAUCAUCUCUGUGAUCACGUUCAAAGCAAUGUUUCUCGUUUAGAUUCAGAUCACGUGCGUGAUGUAAUAAAUCAAGAUUGGCAUAUAAGAAAUGCGUCUCAGAAGAAA
This is a messenger RNA of Pogonomyrmex barbatus (red harvester ant), 2775 nucleotides long. Its product is annotated as proton-coupled amino acid transporter-like protein pathetic. The record is from RefSeq and is a predicted model, not a curated record. Gene Ontology annotation, biological process: amino acid transmembrane transport. Gene Ontology annotation, cellular component: vacuolar membrane. Gene Ontology annotation, molecular function: L-amino acid transmembrane transporter activity. Lineage: Eukaryota; Metazoa; Arthropoda; Insecta; Hymenoptera; Formicidae.